Messenger RNA from Nerophis ophidion (straightnose pipefish), 4793 nucleotides. RefSeq names its product progestin and adipoQ receptor family member VII, a (gene paqr7a). Lineage: Eukaryota; Metazoa; Chordata; Actinopteri; Syngnathiformes; Syngnathidae. Gene Ontology annotation, cellular component: plasma membrane. Gene Ontology annotation, molecular function: nuclear steroid receptor activity; steroid binding. Gene Ontology annotation, biological process: response to steroid hormone. The coding region runs from base 239 to 1303 and encodes 354 amino acids. The transcript is spliced from 3 exons. The record is from RefSeq and is a predicted model, not a curated record.
GUAGGACGCGGGCACUUCCGGGGUUACCGGAAGCUGUAGAACAUUGAAUAAUUCAAUGCCAACUUCCUUUUUACUCUUUGAAGAAACUUGACGCGUCAAAAGACUCAUCUUUGCAUAUUUCCCAUCGAGGCCAGUGGGCGAGGAGGAAGACCUUGCGAGCAGGAGGUUUUCAUACGGCGCGGCGAGAGCAAGAAAGGCGGCCAACACGUCUUGUUUCCCAAGUCCGCCUCCUGCCCUCAUGACGACCAUCGCCAUGGACCGAAUUGGCCGCCUCUUCAUCAGCCUGCAGCAGAUCAAGCAGGCGCCUCGCAUGCUCGCCGAGGCGGCGCCGUCCAUGCCGAACACAGUGCGAGACGCCGAUGUCCCUCCGUUCUUCAGGGAGCGCUUCGUCCGCUCGGGCUACCGUCCCCUCCAUCAGCGGUGGCGCUACUACUUCCUGUCCGCGUUCCAGCGCCACAACGAGACGGUCAACAUCUGGACUCACCUGCUGGCGCUCCUGGUCCUCUUGGUGAAGCUGAGACAAGCGGCGGAGAUGGUGGACUUCGCCGGGGACCGUCACUCCUGGCCUCUGUUGGUCCUCAUCGUGUCAGCCAUCAACUACACGGUGUGCAGCGUGGUGGCUCACCUGCUGGGCGGUAAGUCGGAGCUGUGUCACUACACCUUCUUCUUUUUGGACUACGUGGGCGUGGCGCAGUACCAGUACGGGAGCGUGGUGGUGCACUAUUACUACACCGUGGAGGAAGACUUCUACUCACGAGUGCACCGCGUCUUCAUCCCUGUGGCGGUGCUUCUCAGCUGGUGCUCGUGUUUAGGCUGCUGCUACGGUAAAUAUCGGAACCACUCGCUACCAAGUUGGGUGCGUAAAGUCGGCCAGGUGACGCCCUCUUCCCUGGCCUACAUGUGGGACAUCAGCCCCGUCAUGCACAGACUCUUUUCCACGCCCGCGGGCCAGGACGACCCGGCCGCCAUCUACCACCUGGGCCACAUCGGCUUCUUCAUCGGCUGUGCCUUCUUCUUCGCCUUCCCGGUGCUGGAGCGCAUCUUCCCAGGCCGCUGUGACAUCCUGGGGCAGAGCCAUCAGCUCUUCCACCUGCUGCUGUCCUGCUGCACCAUGUUCCAGAUCCAGGCUUCCCACCUGGACUACAUGGGCCGCAGGGAGGUGUAUGAGCGACUGCACGGGAGCGGCGACGCCGCCUUGCUGGCGGGCGUCUACGUGCUCACCUGGCUCGUGUGCCUCCUCAUCGCCGCUUUCAUGCUGUGGAAAACCAAACGCUUGCUUGACCGCCAGGCCAAGCUGAAAUGAAAGUGGAGCAACACUGUUGUUUUUUCAAUGGUACUACUGUACAAUCAUUAGGUGCACCUGCACUAUCUAUUAAGGUCCAAACCGGAAAUUGUCUUCCUUUUCCUUUGAACGCAUCUCACAGUUGCCAUAGCUACACUCACCUACCGGUGUGUUGCAGGAAUCUUUCCAUUUCCGCUUCUAUGGUCAUCAUCACCUUUCAAACUUGGCACCCCAAGUAUUGUUUGACCUUUUUGAAGUUUAUUUAGCCAGGACAUUUUGGUUGAAUUCCACACCAAAAUAUUGCAAACUUACCGAUGCAACUCGGUAUGCUGCUCACUGCUCUCCUCCACUCCCCGGGGGCGAUCAAUGGUGAUGGGUCAAAUGCAGAGAAUGAUUUCGCCACACCUCGCGUGUGUGUGAGACAAUCCUUGGUACUUUAACUUUAACUAUAUUAGAUCUGUGGCUGCUUUGUGUAUUUCCUACUGACACUGUCAGCGCAGUAAUUUAUAUUACUUUGAAUUAUUUAAAUGAACUAGGACCAGAAUUGUCAGACUGUAGAUGUACUUGUAAUUUAAGCCAUGGUACAAUAUUUAGAAUUCUAAUAUGCAUAUUAAAUUAUCUGGAGGGGAUUUUGUUUAUUUUUAAAGCUGUAGUGUUUUAAUGUGCCCUUUUGAAUGGGGACAAUUCUAUGUCAUUAUGUUAAAAUGUGCCUUUUUAUGGAGGUUAAUUUGUGUCCUUAUUACAAAAGCUUUUUUUUUUGACACAAAAUUUAUGCAACUGAUUUUUCUGCCUUUAAAUUUUGUGAAUUGUUUUUUUGUUUUGUUUUACAUCACAUUAUGCUCACAUUGCCCUGUGAUGAGGUGGCGACUUGUCCAGGGUGUACCCCGCUUUCCGCCCGUUUGUAGCUGAAAUAGGCACCAGCGGCGACCCCAUUGAAAAAUAAUUUGUGAGCAAAAUAUGUGUUUAAAAAUGUGGCUCGUCAAACUACAGUGUUUUAAAAUUCGGUCCAGAAAAUGUGUUGCUUUGAAACUCAAGACUCACUUUCAGUAAAUUAAGACUGAAGCAAUCGAUCCUGUCUUAGAACCAGCCAUUUAGGUGCUUUCGUCUUAAUUUACCUGCAGAGAGUCUUGAGUUUUGAAGCUGAAUUUUUAUAAAAUUAUUUUUUUACACUGAAUUUUUACACACACAUUUUGCAAAUUUAAACCAAAUUAAAUUCACAAAAUUAAAACGCAAAAAAUGUAGUUAGAUGUCCCGCCCCAAAAAAGCUCAAUAAAGACAAAAAAUUACCUCUGUACUAUUUACAUGGGGACAAUUCUGUGCCAUACUCUUUUAAUGUGCAUUUUUAUGGUAAUUAAUUUGUGUCUUCAUUGCAAAAGCUUUUUUUUUCCACACUGAAUUUAUGAAACUGAAUUUUUUGUGUUUGAAUUUUGUGAAUUGAAUUUUUAUACAUCACAUCAUGCUUACAAUGAAAAAGCAUUUGUGAGCAAAAUGUGUGCUUAAAAAUUCAGUUAGUUUACAUAUAUGGUUUUAAAAAUCAGUUAUUCAAAAUUCAUUGAGUAAAAAUUCAACGCAGAAAAAUGUCAAAACUCAAGAUGUCAAAACUCACUUCAUCCUGACUUAGAACCAGCCAAUAAGGUGCUCCCGUCUUAAUUUACCUGAAUUAAGUUUUGAGUUUCAAAGAAACAAGUUUUUUUUUUUUUUUUUACAAAUUUUAUUAUACGCGAAGAGUGUCCAAACUUUUUUCACUGAGUGGCAUAAUGGCAAAUGAAAGCGUGUAUGUGCCAUUUUGCUAUUUUUCAUUUUCAAAACCAAUACAAUGUGAUAUAACCCUUAGGGCUUUCUUUAAUUCUGGUGUGUUAAAGGUCCUGGGUACCCAAAAUAGCUUCAGCCAUUAAAGUAAAAAUAAGUCGUAUAUUAUUGUAUUUUUUUUUUUUACUUUCGAUGUUUAAAUAUCCAUGGAUCAACUUCAGAUCUGUCCAAUGACAUAAAGUUUAACAGGAAAAGCACAAAAUAUGCAAUGUUUUACCUACAAGAAUGAUCAAAGUUGAAUAUUUGAGUGAAGUAAUUGGAGCCUUACAUUUGUAAAUAAUUCAGUUAUUCAAUUAUUAGUUCAUUGCUUUCAAUUCAAUAUUAUUUUUUUUAAUAAUGACAGUAAAAUAAAAUAAAAAUAAAAAAGCCCCCACUCAUAAAAGUGUUACCAAUAAGUCAUACACCAAUGUAUGUUGUUUUUACUUUCAACUUUCUCUAGAUCAACUUUAGAUCGUUCUCUCAAUUACAGGUUUUUAUUAUUUUUUUUAGCAAUGACAGUUUAAAAAAGAACAAAAACAAAAAAAAACGCCUGCAAGGCGGCUUUGUGUUAUGUCAAUAAUUUCUCAUUACAUAACACCAGUUUGCUCUUUUAUUCCACGUUUUAGUGUUUUUUGUUAUAUUUUUAAAAUUGGGCCACACUUUGGAAACCCGUUAUAAACUGAUUUUUUUUAUUAAUGUAUUUAUUUUUCACACACUGAAUAUUGAAACACAAAUUUUAUUCAAUAACAUUGUCAGCAUAAUUUAAACAUUUGAUUUGAAAAAUUACAACAUAAACAUUGCAGUUACAUAAAUCCAGUGUUAAAAACAACUUUCAAAUAGAAACACAAAUUAACCUCCAUACUUUUUAAAUGGGGAAAAUGUGCCAUGCAAAUGUUGCAGCUUAGUUUAAUGCGAUAAAACAGGUUCUACUGCUGGCAUAAUUAAGGAACUUUUGACAGUAUGUUUGAUCCUUGAUAGUCUAUGCAGCCCCGGGCUCUCGCAUCAACAAAUGAAUGUGUAUUUUGCCAACAUGUAAAACAGCUGAACCCUAGCCAUGUCGAGUUUCUUUUUGUUUGUGUUGCGUUAAAACUCGACAGUAUUAUAUUUGAUCAUCAUUUAAGGGUAAUUCUCAUGACACUGUGGUAUGGGGCCGUGCAAUAUAAGGCGACAUAAAAUAAUGUUAUGCUAUUAUAGUCAGUGCAGAGGGCAGUGCUUACAUUGGGGAAUGGGAUUGGCUGUCUCACACUGCUUGUUUGGUCUCCAUAGCAACCUUUUAAAGCAGUGUUCAGCUGCAGGACCCCAAUCUGCAUAUUGAUGUACUAUCAUGUUUCUGUGAUUAGCACUAAUGUGGGAAUGUGUGCCUUUUUCACAGAGUGCCCCUGAGCAAGGACACUUAAUCAGGAGCAAGACAAAAUGUUUUUUUUAAUCUUGUUUACAAGUCAUGCAAAGGGAGUGUAUGUGACUAUAAAAGUGAUGCUUUGUAAGUAUUGUAACAAAUGAGACUUUCUAUUAUUAUUAUUUUUUUUGUCCACAAAGGUGCCUGAAAUAAAAUGAUUAAUGAAGGUAUAUCACUGUGUGUUAAAUAUGAAUUGAUUAACGUGGACCCCGACUUAAACAAGUUGAAAAACUUAUUCGGGUGUUACCAUUUAGUGGUUAAUUGUACGGAAUAUGUACUGUACUGUGCAAUCUACUAAUAAAAGUAUCAAUCAAUCAAUCAAUCAAA